AUGGCAACAGCACGUGCUUAUCAUACUGCAACCCUACUCAAUUCGGGAAAAGUUCUUGUCAGUGCUGGUUACGGAUUGGUCGCUUAUCUUGCUAGUUCUGAAAAAUAUGAUCCAUCAACGGACCAAUGGAACUCUGCAUCCAACAUGACAACAGCACGUUAUCAUCAUACUGCAGUCCUGCUCAACUCAGGCAAAGUUCUUGUUAGUGCUGGUUACGGAUGGCCCGGUUAUCUUGCUAGUUCUGAAAUAUAUGAUCCUUCAGCGGACCAAUGGAACUCUGCUACAAGCAUGGCAACAGCACGUUAUUAUCAUACUGCAAUCCUGCUCAAUUCGGGCAACGUUCUUGUUAGUGCUGGUUACGGAUGGCCCGGUUAUCUUGCUAGUUCUGAAAUAUAUGAUCCUUCAGCGGACCAGUGGAACUCUGCUACAAGCAUGGCAAUAGCACGUGCGUUUCAUACUGCAACUCUGCUCAAUUCGGGGAAAGUUCUUGUCAUUGGGGGUGCGGAAUCCUCCAGUCUUCUUGCUGGUUGUGAAAUAUAUGAUGCAUCAACAGACGAAUGGAACUCUGCAUCAAACAUGACAACAGUACGUACGUUCCAUACUGCAACCCUGCUCAAUUCGGGCAAAGUUCUUGUCACUGGGGGUACGGAAGUUGCUAGUUGUGAAAUAUAUGAUCCAUCAACAGACGAAUGGAACUCUGCAUCAAACAUGACAACAGUACGUGCGUUCCAUACUGCAACCCUGCUCAAUUCGGGCAAAGUUCUUAUCACUGGUGGUCUCACUCCAUCAGGCGUUUUUCUUGAGAGUUCGGAAAUAUAUGAUCCAUCAACGGACCAAUGGAACUCUGCUGCAAGCAUGGCAGUACCACUUGCGUAUUAUACUGCAACCCCGCUCAGUUUGGGCAAAGUUCUUAUCACUGGUGGUAUCACUCUAGACACUUUUCUUGCUAGUUCUGAAAUGUACGAUCCGUGA
Didymodactylos carnosus is the source of this 972-nucleotide messenger RNA. The record is from the annotation of a GenBank genome assembly. Lineage: Eukaryota; Metazoa; Rotifera; Eurotatoria; Philodinida; Philodinidae.